AAACCAAAGAUUCUCUGUCUGAUACCCUGAAGUAGUGAGAGCUUUUACUUUGAAGGGAUCGGCUAACAUCCGCUCUGGCCCCUGCCCUUUCCUGUUAGCUAACGCAGAGCUUUCAUCUUAUACCAUAUUUAGCUACUUAACAUUAUCUAUUUGAUAUAUUUACGCAGUCUAUCGUACUUUUUAGACCAAACACAAAUAUGGCAGAAGCCAUUCAAAAGAAAUUGAAAGCGGAAGUAGAAAAGUAUACACAGAUGCAGAAAGAUGUUAGCAAGAGCAUGUCAGCCAGACAGAAGCUGGAGACGCAGCUGACAGAGAACAACAUUGUCAAAGAGGAGCUUGAUCUGCUGGGCAGCACAAACACUGUGUAUAAGCUUAUCGGCCCAGUAUUAGUGAAGCAAGACCUGGAUGAGGCCAAAGCCACAGUCACAAAAAGGCUGGAGUACAUCAAUGGAGAGAUUCAAAGGUACGAAACGGUCCUGAAAGACAUGGAGAAGAAAUCUGAACAGCAUCGAGAAGUCUUGUCCAGUUUACAGCAGGAGUUUCAGAGAGCUCAGGGCCUGGCUGUCGGCAAAGUCUGACCAAGUGAUCCAGCUUCAUGCUUACACACACACACACACACACACACACACACACACACGAUGUAAACCUUCAACAUAAAGCUGAGUAAAUUCUGCUUGUAUCUUGUCAUUCAUUUGUUAUUACAGUGACUCUUCCCGUGUUACUAAUAAACCUGUUUUUCAUGAAAGGUCA
Molecule: messenger RNA, 750 nt
Organism: Sander lucioperca (pikeperch)
Lineage: Eukaryota; Metazoa; Chordata; Actinopteri; Perciformes; Percidae
Gene: pfdn6
Product: prefoldin subunit 6
Exons: 4
Coding region: 198-578 (126 amino acids)
Biological process (GO): chaperone-mediated protein complex assembly; protein folding
Cellular component (GO): cytoplasm; prefoldin complex
Molecular function (GO): protein-folding chaperone binding
Source: RefSeq, a predicted model, not a curated record